This is a messenger RNA of Epithele typhae, 1050 nucleotides long. RefSeq names its product autophagy protein Apg5-domain-containing protein. Gene Ontology annotation, cellular component: phagophore assembly site membrane; cytoplasm; Atg12-Atg5-Atg16 complex. The record is from RefSeq and is a predicted model, not a curated record. The coding region runs from base 1 to 1050 and encodes 349 amino acids. The transcript has 4 exons. Gene Ontology annotation, biological process: autophagy of mitochondrion; C-terminal protein lipidation; cellular response to nitrogen starvation. Lineage: Eukaryota; Fungi; Basidiomycota; Agaricomycetes; Polyporales; Epitheliaceae.
AUGUCGACCUACGCGCCCCGACACUCGCCCUCGUCCUUCUCCACCCCCGCCUCCACCACGCUCUUCCGCCGGCUCACCUGGGAGGGCACCGUCCCGCUCGAGAUCCGCGUCGACUCCAAGGAGCUCCCCGCCAACUCGGACCGCGGCCUCGAGUGCUACUACAUCCAGGCGCCCCGCGUCAGCUACCUCCCGCUGCUCGUCCCGGAGAUCAAGCGCUUCCUCAUGGACGUCGUCUUCGACGAGGCCGCCGCGCGCACGAUGAAGGAGGAGGACUGGUGGUUCGAGAGCGAGGAGGGCGCGACGCUCAAGUGGCACUGGCCCAUCGGCCUGAUCUACGACAACCACACGAUCUCGCAGACCGUGCGCUCGUCCGCACACCCGCACGUCUUCACGCCGCUCCGGAUGGUGCUCCACCUCGCGUCGCCGCCGACGGAGAAGCUGCUGCUCGCCCCGAGCCCCGAUGCGUGCAAGCAGGCGUUCAUGGGGCAGCUGAAGGAGGCCGACUUCAUCCGCUGGGGGAACACGAAGCGUAUGACGGGGCUCCGGAAGGCGGAGCAGGACGGGCUCUGGGAGGGCAUCAAAGAACACAACUUCGACGAGUACUGGCGCGUCGCGUCGAAGAUCACGCCCACCACGGCCCCGACGCGCUCCCACUCCCCUCCACCACCGCAGUCAUCGACCUCCCUCCACGUCCGGCCUCCCUCCGCAGACCCUGGGUCAAAUGGCGCUCCCGACCGGGACGGCGCAUCCAACGUGCGCAACAUCCCCGUGCGGAUAUACCUGCCCGAUGGUCCCGUGCUGCAAGACCUUGUGCCCCCUAUGCUCGAGAAUGGCCGUAUGCAUACCCUCGCCGUGUUCCUCAGCACCCGGUUACCCCUCAUCUUCUCGGAAGCCGGUUCGCUACAACCUAAUCUUGGAUACCCGCUCGUUCAGGGUGUGCCUGCCCCGCCAGAUACGGAGAUGGCGUGGCUGGGCGCGUGCAUGGCGGGGGCUGAUGGAUGGGUGAACGUAUGUAUAGGGAUGUUGCGGGAAGGCAUGCGGUAUCCGUAG